AGGUGUCUAGACACUGGUAAAUACUCGGACCUUGCAGUAAAGUGCAGCAAUGGGGAUAUUUACAAUGUCCACAAACUCGUUCUCUGUAGCCAAAGCAAUGUGUUCAGAAAUGCAUGCGAUCCUGGAAAGAAUUUCAAGGAAGCGAAUGAGGGCGUCAUUCAUAUGAAUGAAGACAGCCCGGAAAUCGUCAAGGCCUUGCUUGAAUUCCUCUAUCGAUUCGACUAUUCCGUUCCGGAAGAUUCAGGCAUGCUCUUUCAUGUGCAAGCGUACGCCAUGGGCGAGAUAUAUGCUGUGGGUGGCAUGAAGGACCUUGCUAAAGCGCGGUUUCGCAACAACGCUUUGGUAUCUUGGGCUUGUCCAACGUUUCCUCCCGCUGUAAAAGCUAUCUACAAUACGACACCAGAAACGGAUCGCGGACUAAGAGAUGUUGCCGUUGAAGUCGCAGCAGCCCACGUCGAAGACCUUCUUAAUGAUGAAAGUUACCGUAAUACGAUGGACGAAGUCGGUCCAUUCGGCAAGGAUUUA
This is a messenger RNA of Aplosporella prunicola CBS 121167, 525 nucleotides long. RefSeq lists its product as uncharacterized. The annotation marks the transcript as partial. Gene Ontology annotation, molecular function: protein binding. The transcript is spliced from 2 exons. The record is from RefSeq and is a predicted model, not a curated record. Lineage: Eukaryota; Fungi; Ascomycota; Dothideomycetes; Botryosphaeriales; Aplosporellaceae.